Molecule: messenger RNA, 1689 nt
Organism: Dermacentor andersoni
Lineage: Eukaryota; Metazoa; Arthropoda; Arachnida; Ixodida; Ixodidae
Source: RefSeq, a predicted model, not a curated record
AUGGCCGAGGAACAACUGAUGCUCACGGUUCUCGCGCCACCGCACAUCGCCAAGCUGCCUUCGCCGGCGCCCGUGGUGCUCGGUCGGCCGGCUCGUCUCGAGUGCCGCGUGGAGCGGGGAAAUCCCCGAUCGAAAGUCGAGUGGACCAAGGACGGCGAGCUGCUGGACGAGCGCCAGCCGCUGCUGCAGAUCGCCGAUGGCGGAGAGGUGGUGCACGUUGUACGCGCCACGGAGGACACGGAAGGCGCGUACGCCUGCCGCGCCACCAACGCUGCCGGGUCGGACGAGCACACGCUCUUCCUCAGCGUGCUCGUGCCGCCGCGCCUGGUGACCGACAAGAAGCAGCGCGUCUGGCGUCUGUCCCAGGGAAGCGACGUUCAGAUGGAGUGCUUCGUGUUCGGGCGCCCAACCCCUCGUAUCAUCUGGUACAAGGACAACCAGGAAGUGACGGAGAAGCCGGGCCGCGUGAGCCUGCUGCAGGACGGCCAGACACUGUACGUGACCCGGGUCUCGAGGCACGAGGCUGGCCGCUACGCGUGUGCAGCCGAGAACGUUGCCGGAAACGUCACCGCAGAGUUCGAGGUGCACGUCCACAGUCCCCCCGAGAUUGAAGGAGACUCGGCUGAGACCGAGUCAUCGAGCACCCAACUGGGAGCGUCGCUGGAGUUGUCCUGCGUUGCCACGGGAGAUCCUGAGCCCGUGGUCGCUUGGGUCCGCGAGGGUGUCGCGUCGCAGCAGCUUUUCUCGACGGCCCCGUCUUCCGGUGUCCCCACCGCCGCGGACCCCUUGGUCAGGGUCCACGGUCAUGGACCACGCGCCACGCUCGAAUUUAAGCGGGUGCGAGCCUCGGAUGCCGGCAAUUACACCUGUGUCGCCACCAGUUCGGCGGGAGUUGCGCAGAAGCGUUUCCUCGUUGACGUGUCCGUGCCAGCAUCCAUAACGAAGCCCAGCGAAAAAGGGCGCGAACUGAGCGUCGCCCUAGGAGAGAGUGCGAAGCUCGAGUGCCGAGUCACCGGUUCCCCGGAGCCCUCGCUUCGCUGGAUGAAAGACGGCGCACCGCUCUUCGCCAACGACCUCCAAGAUUCGCGCUUUACCUUCCUCUCAGGUGGACAAACUUUGCUUGUACAAGUUGCCACGGCUUCCGACGCUGGUGUCUACGAAUGUGAAGCGUCUAAUCCUGAAGGCAGCGACGAGCUUCAAUAUGUUCUGUCUGUUAUUGAGCCACCGGACUUCGGCGCCAAGACGGGCACCACCGACGUGCUGAUGGCGAGGCAGGGCGACGACGUGGUCGUCCGCUGUCCGUUCCUCACCAAGGACGGGCAGCUGCGGUCGGCAGUGUCCACCAACUGGCGCCUGGAUGGCCGCUCGCUGGCGCCGGACCGGCUUCCCGCAAACCUGGCUCUGCCCACGGCAGACGAACUCCGGGUGAGCCACGUUCAGCCCGAGGAUGCCGGCUACUACACGUGCACGGCCACCAACGCGGCGGGUGAAGCCAGCUUCACCACUUUCCUGGACGUCCUGGUGCCGCCUUAUUUUGAGGAGCCAGACGCGGAGGAGGUCUUCGUCGUGGAAAGCGGCAGCGUGACGCUGGAGUGUUUUCCUCGCGGAAUCCCCGAACCAGUCGUCUCUUGGUCGCUGUACGAAAACAAGGCGAGUGCCAGGCUCACCAUGUCUCCCGACUAUAACUAA